AUCUCAACUUUGUAUAAUUAGAUACUCCAAGUAGAACCAAGGUAAUUAAGAGAAAGAAUGAGCCUAAAAAUGCACAUUCCUUUUGCUAGAAUGCUUCUUGCUCUGAUUUUUACUCUGUCUUGUCUAAGUGUUCAAAUAGAAGCGCAACUUCAAGUUGGGUUUUAUAGGCAAUCAUGUCCUUCGGCUGAGCGUAUUGUGCGAGAGGAAGUAAGGAAAGCGUUUUUCAGAGAUAGGGGCAUUGCCCCUGGUCUUGUUCGAAUGCACUUUCAUGACUGUUUUGUCAGAGGAUGUGAUGCAUCUAUCCUCAUCGACUCCACGCCCUCAAACAAAGCCGAGAAAGAGUCACCGGCAAACAAACCAAGCCUUCGCGGGUUUGAAGUUAUUGACAACGCAAAAACUAGACUUGAAGCUCAAUGUAACGGGGUAGUAUCAUGUGCAGACAUAUUAGCUUUUGCGGCCAGAGACAGUGUAGCCUUAACAUUAGGACCAACAUACACCGUUCCAGCAGGAAGACGAGAUGGCAGAGUAUCCUUAGUUUCAGAAGUGCUACAGAAUGUCCCUGGGUUCACGUUUAAUGUUUCGCAACUUACACAAAGUUUUGCGAACAAACAAAUGACACAAGAAGAAAUGGUCACUCUAUCAGGAGCUCAUACAAUUGGUCGGUCUCAUUGCACAUCCAUAACCAACAGGUUAUACAAUUUCAAUGGAACAAGAGGACCAGACCCUACACUUGAUUCAAGAUAUGCAAGACAAUUGCAGCGACAGUGCCCGCAAGGAAGUACAGAUUCUAGCCUCGUGAUUCCUAUGGACCCUCGUAGUCCAUUCAUCACAGAUAGAAACUAUUACCAAGACGUCUUAGCUAACCGCGGCUUAUUAACAUCUGAUCAGACCCUCUUGAUAGACUCCAACACAGCUAAUCAGGUGGCUCAGAAUGCACGGAGUCCCUUUUUGUGGAUGAGAAAGUUCCCUGCCGCGAUGGUGAAAAUGGGUCGGAUUAAUGUUCUUACUGGAACGGACGGAGAAAUUCGGAAAAACUGUAGGGUAAUCAAUUAGAAAAAUGGAUUCAGUUAUAUUUGUCAAGAGAUUCACCUGCUUGAUACCUAAAUAUUAGAGUUUUAACAAAAACUACACGAAAAUGUAGAUGCAUUCUUCCAGAAGUGGAUGUAUAAAUUUUGAUUUUAUUUUAUGCCUUAACUGUGUACUGUAUUUGGACAUAAUGUGAUUUAGGGGUGUUUAAUAGG
Messenger RNA from Amaranthus tricolor (Joseph's coat), 1241 nucleotides. RefSeq names its product peroxidase 5-like. Gene Ontology annotation, cellular component: plasmodesma; plant-type cell wall. Lineage: Eukaryota; Viridiplantae; Streptophyta; Magnoliopsida; Caryophyllales; Amaranthaceae. Bases 58 to 1053 code for a protein of 331 amino acids. The record is from RefSeq and is a predicted model, not a curated record. Gene Ontology annotation, molecular function: heme binding; peroxidase activity. Gene Ontology annotation, biological process: hydrogen peroxide catabolic process; response to oxidative stress. The transcript has 4 exons.